AUGAAAGAGAAAAGGAUAGUAGAUGGUUUUGAUUCUCCAUCUUCAUCUCCUCCAACACCUCCCUCUCCACUUCCCGUUAGCGUGGGGCCCGGAAACCAAAAGUACCUCUUCUCGCCGUCUCCAUCUCUGUCGCCACCUUUCUCACCGCCUUCUUCGAGCCACGACUCCACUGAGCUUCUUCACCUUUUGCAGGAAGAUAAGAAGCUGCCUAGUCCCAGAGUGCCUUCAGUAUUUUCCUUGGAUCUUGUAGACCCUGACAUUUUGGAUUCCAAAAGCUCAUGCCUUAAAGACCUGUUAGAGUGGUUUGUAGAAAGAUGCUGCAAUAUUUGCAGUAACAAGUCUACUUGAUAUCUUGUUUCAAAUCCAACAAGAAUGACAUUGUUAAGCAGAGCUCUGGAGCAGUCGACACAUAUCAGCCCAGAGGAAGAAAAAAAAUGCUGUGUAAGAUCCAUUGUUUGCCAAGGAUUCUAAAGCACAAUCACUUCUAACUUUACAAACUCAACACAAAUCCUGAAUUGUGUGCAAUUCAUUUUUUUUUCCCUAUGCUGUUCAAUUUUAUGGUGAACAAGUGUUACUCCAUGAGCAAAAGAUAACCAGAGAUGAAUCUUGAGACAUUUGAAAUUAGCAUAAUUUUUGUAAAGUACUCAGCGAAUGAAUGAUGAUAUUUUCAUUUAAAGAUGCAA
Molecule: messenger RNA, 683 nt
Organism: Humulus lupulus (European hop)
Lineage: Eukaryota; Viridiplantae; Streptophyta; Magnoliopsida; Rosales; Cannabaceae
Product: protein PROLINE CONTENT ALTERNATIVE 22
Exons: 2
Coding region: 1-348 (115 amino acids)
Source: RefSeq, a predicted model, not a curated record